Molecule: messenger RNA, 5673 nt
Organism: Petromyzon marinus (sea lamprey)
Lineage: Eukaryota; Metazoa; Chordata; Hyperoartia; Petromyzontiformes; Petromyzontidae
Source: RefSeq, a predicted model, not a curated record
CCACAACAUUUGCAGUUUGAGUAGUUCGACGUUUCGCUGGUAAUUACAUCCAGCAUCAUCGGGCAAUUCGCCAGAGUGAGAAAAUGCUGUCGUGGCUUUACUGUGACUACACACAGCCGCUGUUCCCAGUAACGAAUUGGCACGUUCUGUUCACGUGACAAACCUCACUAAUUGUCUGUGUCGGGUGGUGGCGGGUUUUAACGACACAUUUAUAUUUACACGAUCUACCCCAAACACGCCUGCUCUAGUGUGGAUAAUAUUGGUGGCGAACGCCUCCUACGACUCAUGCGCGUCCGACCGAUCGUCGGCCUGUGAUUGUGUGUGGAGGGUGGCGCCCAAACACAACUACUCAACGUGUUUACUUUUAGGGCAGUGUUGACGAAUGUGUUGAGUUUUUUGUGCAAACAUUAAGUUACCGCAACUAAGCGGACUGCCUUGUCAAUAUAAUUGUACAAGGCAAGGUUUAGUAACAUGAACAAUAAGACAUCUUGCGGGACUGUACCCUAAUAAGCCUCGCUGGGAAUAUUUGUCCGAAUCCGCUGAUGAAUGUUUGGCGUGUGGGGAGUUUGGCAACAGCACUUUUAGUGAAUAUUUAAGAAUUCAUGGCCGUGCUGCCAUUCUGUGGCCACCUUGCUGGCCAAGCCGACAACACCGUGGGACUCCCAGGCAGCCUCGCAUCCAAACACGAACCGGCCUCAAGGCUGUUCAUCUUUUAACAAUAACAUUAGUGCGUUUGGUAGUCGCAUGAUUAUUAUAAUGCUAGGCUAUCGUGCAGGCGCUCUGUUACACAGACACGGUGUGCAGCAUUCCUAGUCGUGGGUGAUUGUUGCUACGUGUAAUGUGAUGGUUGCUACGUGUCAUUCCAACCGAGUAAUUUGAAUGCAAUUUUUCGAAUGUAGACAAUGUUUUACCAUCAUGCCAGCACAAUGACUUCGGGGAAUAUUUAACGUCCACUAGCACAGUCGGCUACGUACGGUGGGAAAGAAAUUCAACAUACAUACGUACCGUGAAGCAGACGGCGCGUAUUUUACGGUUAAUACACUUGCAGUAAUAACCAGGGCGGCCUGCUGUAUUAGAACCGCGAUCGUCUGCAUCAAACGGCGCACGUGCUACUCGGCGGGGCCACGUGACCGCCCACAUCUGACGAGAUCGUGCACCAUUCCAGGGUGAUGUUGAUCAUCGGUGAUUGAAUUAUGAAUCAACAUCGAUCGGCUACCGCCACGUGAUACAUACUUGCAGCCCGAACUGUUCACGCAAAGGGGUUCUCAUCUGCGGCUCCAAACGUGUGGAGUCACCACCACACAUGACGCGCGAGCAGAAUGUAUAAGUGAGCAAAUGUUUACGGGUCUCCAUCACGCUUCUGGCAAAAAUCCCACCGCUGUCUCCAUCCCGAACGAUCUGGCAAGCAAAUCGCCUGCCGAGUGUUGCUGCCUAGGCCCUCCGAUGCGUCUGCCCGCCUUACCGUGCGUGGUUCGGCACGUCCGACGUUUCGCGCCACGUGCUUGGGAGAUUCUUUCGGGAAACUAAUCGGAACCGAAUUAAGCAUAUGGAGGAUACUGGCCAGUUCAUGGAAGUACAGGGUACGCAGCUCACAAUAGAAGCAUUGCAGAUGCACUCAGGCACAGGCCGUUGUGUGCGGCUUCGUGAUGGGUAACUGCGUUGUAAGGCCAGGAUCCAGAUGGUGGGAGACUGUAAGAGCAGACCUUGAAGGUCUAUGGGAUGUAAGAGCAAGAAAGACGCCUUGGCAACAUGUGGUGGCAUCAGCGGCAUUGACCACGAUGACCUCUUGACCUUCGCUGCUGUACCUAAAUGUUGAAUUUCUUUCGCACGGCAUGCAGCUAACCGUGCUAAUCCUAUUCCUGUUAGGGCCGCGCAUGAUAUCUGAUGUCGUCGCCCGGCCUUUCUGAGAUUCCCAGAAGUCAAGUUGAGUGUUGUUCUCUGUGGUGGCGACUUCAACAUUUACUCUGCAGUGGGGGGUGGGUGUGUGUGCCCUCUGUGGAGAGAAUCACGUGCUAGGUGUGUGUGCGUGCCUAUAUAUAUAGAGGGCGGUGCUGGGAUGCUGUGAUUGUGAAAACGCGCCACAUACUCAGCCAACCUGCUAGAGAGAGACUGUGUUUCAUUUAAACGGUAACUGGUCUUUGGAAGAAGAAGAAUAAGAAGAUGCUACUUUGUUUUUAAUUUGUCACAAACUUACCGUUGUUAUUGUUUUAACCCGCUAGUUGAGUGCGACAGACGGCGGCGGGGAGCGGUGCGUGUGUUCUCAUGGUGAAGGACGCUGGGAGCCCGGUUCCUCUUCCUCCGAGGGGGACGGCUCCUGCAGUCCACCCCAGUCCAAUACCCACCAACAACCACAAGGCCAGGGAGCAUGGCUCGCCCAAGCCUGCCCAGGCGUCGCCCGUAGCCGUGCCAGGCAGCCGCAGGAAGGCACCGAUGCCGGCCGCGCAGCGCGAAUCCCCUCCUGGCCACGCCACCGCCGCCGCCACCGCCGCGAUCCCCGGCCACGCCGUGCUCCCUCGCGGCUCCGUGGCGCCUUUCAGCCUGCGCGGCCUCAUCACCGCCCGCCGCUUCACCAGGAACCUCAAGGCGAAGACGGCGCAGAGGAUCGCAGAGAGGAAGCAGAUGGAGGGGCGAUCAGGCACUGGCGACCAUGGGGCAGAGGGUGGCUCGGCUGGGGCCGGCCACGAAAGCUUUCCCGUGGAGCGCCUGGAGCGCCUGCUGGAGGAGACGCUGACUCGGCACCUGGGGGAGGGGGAGGCGCUCGACGCUGCCGCCUGCGCUCGCCUCGCGCCGCUGCUCAGCGAGGAGAUCAAGGCUCGUGCCAAGGAGCAGACCCCCACGCGCUACAAGCUGAUCGUGAGCGUGACGCUGGGCAGCUGGGAGCGCGAGCAGGUGGUGGUGGCGAGCCGCUGCCUCUGGGACCCGGCCGCCGACGCCUUCGCCUCCCACCACUACCGCCGAGGGGCGCGCUUCUGCGUCGCGACCAUCUUCGGCGUUUACUACGAGUGAUGGCCGUCGGGGUCGUCUCCCUGCCACCCCGGUCUCGAAACGAAAUCCCCGUCGCCGCGGCCGUCACGUCCGUGACGUGCGCCGGUGCGUGGGAUUUACCGAUCCGUGCACCCCCCCUCCCUACUUUGCGUGACAUCAUCGGCCGUAAAUCGCGGUGUCGGCGUGGUCGCGGACGACGCCGCAUGUGUCAGGGCGGUGAGCCCGCAACAUUGUGGAGGGUCUGCGACCGGGUCUCGGGCUAUCUGUCAACAGACCGAGAGUCUGCUCUGUCAUCUUGUUUGAAACACAUACGCGCGUGCGUAUAAAAAACAUCUUCUCCUUUAGUCUGAUCCAACUGCAGGGAUAAAUAGGAACCUGCAAAAUCCAACACAGAACCUGAGGGGGUGGAGAGAUCAAAAUCGGCCACGGUCUCUCCACAGCUGAUCUCGACACGACGCUGAAGAGGCACUUUUUUCAUGUGGUUCAACUAAGGGGAGGCCUUGCUUAGGCUGAGUUAUGAAUUCCUGUUGUGAGCGUGGGCGGGAAGGCCAAUUCCUGGCUGCCUCGAGUUGUUGGUCAUCUCAAUAACCACCAGGCCACCGCUCUUCACGCUGUGAAACCAGCACUUACAUCAUGAUGACAAGAUCCAUCGAUUAAAAUAUAUCCCUGUGCUUCUGUUGCACGGCAUAGAAAUAUUCACAAUUCGUGAAAUUUGCAUUUGAAUGCAAAUGAUAGGUUGAGUUAAGAUUGAGGCCAAUGACACGAAUGAAACAGAACAAACAUGACAGAUCAAGAGAAUUGCGUUCUCAAAUCGUGACAAUUCAUCAGAUCAUGGUGGGGGCUAGGGGAGAGAGGGUGGAAUUGUUUACACCCCUGAUGCCCACAAUGCCAACACUGGCUCUGGCCCAUCGGUAGCUCUCGGCCAGGGUCUCGUGAGCACUGCCUGACCCCGACUGUGAGCCCAUACGGUGGGAUGCACCGUCCUGGACCCGCUGCUAGAUGAAGGUUACCUCCUGGACAUCUGUGAAAGUAUACAUGUUCUGUUUCUGAAGGUGUUUCAGAGCUCUUGGCAUUUGGCCUCUCGGUGGCCAUCAAGAGAAUCGAAUCGGGCAAAACGGAAGUAGCUUUAUUUUCCGUCUGACCUCAAGCGUCAUCCAAACGGGACAUUUUGCUGUGGGUUCGGCUACCCGAGUUUGAUUCCUGCCCACAGCUGACGUCAGUAGCGGGAGAUAUUGGAACUGAUCCCGGGUUUCCCCUUUCACACAUUAGCCAGUGAGGUGAAGUGCAGACAAACAACCUCCGUGACUGAUACAGCAUGGGGAGACUUUAGUCCACACUCGAUUGACAUAGGGCUGCGAAUUAUUCAACCAUUCACGACAAUUUAGAGCGUUAUGACAAUGGUUAUAAACAGGUGGGACAUCUGCCACCAGUAAUUCAGCAGCCAGAACCAACGCACCGCUGCUUAAGAGAGCAGGCUUGAUAUUCUUCAUCAUCAUCAUCAAAAUUUACCGCCCGAUACUACUGCGCGAAUAACUGAGCUCAGAGGGCCUUGUCCUUCAUCCAGGUAUGUUCAAGAGGCUUCCACGAGCUGCACUUAUAGGAAAACCCACCAGGGUCAAGGCUUAGAGCAGGGGGCAUCAAAGGGUGUCACGUGGAGUGUGAGAGUCACUUGAACAAUGGGGGCUCUCUCGCCCCUCGACAGUCACCUGGACCCAACGAUCUGCGUCACUCCUGAGAGAGUGUGUAAUCUGGUCGCUCAGCUGCCCGUUGCAGGUCGGCCUCACAAUUCAACCUGAGCACGCGACGCCUCUUGAUCAUCUCCAGCGUCUCUCGAGAACAAAUAUCUUGCUCGCCUCGGGCUUUGGCUCUGGGGCAGAGAUUCGUUUUUUGUUCUUAAGCACCAAACAGGACCUUCAAAUACCUUUCGUGGGCCACACAUUAACACACACCUCAGACGUGGCCGAGCGAUUUACAUGAGAAGCAAUGUUGUUCCCAGAUAGAACAUAUUCUCCUCUCGUACCCGAUUACUGCGCCCAAAGUUUUUGCAGUGAUGGAUGUCAUUUGCAGGCCAUUGUGAAGAGGUGCGUCUCAUGUGGCUGCGAGCCAAAUUAAAUGUGCGCACGUUGAAAUCAUUUUCGCACCGUACGUAGCCAACCGUGCUAAUCGGAGGUGCGUUGGAAGGACAACAACCUAAACACAAAACGCAGUUCUAAAGAAAUUAGUUUUCACUCUAGAUUUCAAAGUGCAAAGCUCCAGUUGCUUCUACAUACCGGAAGGAAGAGCGUUCCACAUGGCUGCAAGAGCAGUGCAUCUGAAAGGCGCGCGACGCGGUGACCACCGUCUUUGUUCGAUGGUUAUCCUGUGGCCAAAUCUGGACGUGCUCUUAGGUGUGAACUGGCAGCUUUGAGUGCGUCUCGAUUGAAGACCUCCGAUGUAUUUUGAAAUGUCCUCCACUUAACUCCAUUCGACAUGUUGUUCAAACAUAUUUACAUGACGAUAACUUUAUGCAAUAGAGUAAAAUGCUUAAAAUGAAAUAAUCGUUUCCAUUUCGUAUCGACACGUGUUUUGCUCGAAGAGGUAUUGGAAAUGUGGCGGCAGUCAUAUGCCAUCAAUGUGAAGACUCCUGUGGAUGGUGGCAUUGUUAUAAAGAAAUAAUAAUAAUUUAUCCAUACUAUUUAACUAAACUUU